GGCCAUCGCCUCCCCUGAGGCUCAGCUGCGGCCCCCCAGGCCUAGGCGCCCAUGACACCUAUGCUGACCGCCGCCCAGACGCCACCGCCGUGCACUAGCACCGCCGCUGGGCCCAAUGCCGGUCAUGCCCAUCCCGCGGCGGGUGCGCUCCUUCCACGGCCCGCACACCACCUGCCUGCACGCAGCCUGCGGGCCCGUGCGCGCCUCGCACCUGGCCCGUACCAAGUACAACAACUUCGACGUGUACAUCAAGACGCGCUGGCUGUACGGCUUCAUCCGCUUCCUGCUCUACUUCAGCUGCAGCCUGUUCACCGCAGCACUCUGGGGUGCACUGGCUGCCCUCUUUUGCCUGCAGUACCUGGGCGUGCGUGUCCUGCUGCGCUUCCAGCUCAAGCUGUCGGUGCUGCUGCUGCUGCUAGGCCGCCGGCGUGUGGACUUCCGCCUCAUGAACGAGCUGCUCAUCUAUGGCAUCCACGUCACCAUGCUACUGGUCGGGGGCCUGGGCUGGUGCUUCAUGGUCUUUGUGGACAUGUGAGCCCAUGGCAGGCGCCCACCGAGCCGUGUGUGUUGCACGGGCCCUCGGCUGUGUCCUUUUGAUGGGGUGGAUUGGUCAGGGCCUCUUCCCACCUCCCAACCCGCGGGUGAGGUCUGCAGCACACGCUGCUGUCCUGCUCCCACGGGAGAGAAGGGCUGAGACUUUCCUGGGAUGGGGACACUAGCGCUGUCCCCAGGCUGGCUUCUGUGCUAAUCCUCCCUGUGUGUGCAUUUAGGUGCCAUCG
Molecule: messenger RNA, 779 nt
Organism: Carlito syrichta (Philippine tarsier)
Lineage: Eukaryota; Metazoa; Chordata; Mammalia; Primates; Tarsiidae
Gene: TMEM250
Product: transmembrane protein 250
Exons: 1
Coding region: 116-535 (139 amino acids)
Source: RefSeq, a predicted model, not a curated record